Panicum hallii is the source of this 2285-nucleotide messenger RNA. RefSeq names its product probable auxin efflux carrier component 1b. Gene Ontology annotation, cellular component: endoplasmic reticulum; plasma membrane. The coding region runs from base 280 to 1947 and encodes 555 amino acids. Gene Ontology annotation, molecular function: auxin efflux transmembrane transporter activity. Lineage: Eukaryota; Viridiplantae; Streptophyta; Magnoliopsida; Poales; Poaceae. The transcript is spliced from 6 exons. The record is from RefSeq and is a predicted model, not a curated record. Gene Ontology annotation, biological process: auxin polar transport; auxin export across the plasma membrane.
UUCCCCUGCAUUUCCUCCCCUCUCUGACCGGCUUGCCUCAUCUGUCUCCCCCCUCCCUCUCUCCUCCCUGUCUGACUUGAGUGAGACCAGAGUCCAGACGACAUCCCAGUACACCACCUCCAUUGACUUCCCUUCCACAUUGCUCAAGAGCUCUCCACGACGCUCCGGCCAUGUCCUAGCCAGCCACACAAGCCUCCCAAUUGCUCACCGCAAGAGCUCCGUCCCAGCAUCAGAGCAUUCGAGCGCUGAACCCAGCAAAGAGCGAACGCAGCAGCAGCCAUGAUCACCGCGCUGGACCUGUACCACGUCCUCACGGCCGUCGUGCCACUCUACGUCGCCAUGACGCUUGCCUACGGCUCCGUCCGCUGGUGGCGCAUCUUCACCCCGGACCAGUGCUCCGGCAUCAACCGCUUCGUCGCGCUCUUCGCCGUCCCGCUCCUCUCCUUCCACUUCAUCUCCACCAACAACCCCUUCCAGAUGAACCUCCGCUUCCUCGCCGCCGACACGCUCCAGAAGCUCAUCGUCCUCGCGCUCCUCUUCCUCGCCUCCCGCCUCGCCCGGUCCUCCGUUCUCAACCUCGACUGGAGCAUCACGCUCUUCUCCCUCUCCACGCUCCCCAACACGCUCGUCAUGGGCAUCCCGCUGCUCCGGGGCAUGUACGGCGCCGACUCCGCCGGCACGCUCAUGGUCCAGGUCGUCGUCCUCCAGUGCAUCAUCUGGUACACGCUCAUGCUCUUCCUCUUCGAGUACCGCGCCGCGCGCGCGCUCGUCAUGGACCAGUUCCCCGACGGCGCCGCCGCCUCCAUCGUCUCCUUCCGCGUCGACUCCGACGUCGUCUCGCUUGCAAAGGGCGACCUCGAGGCCGACGCACAGGUCGCCGAGGACGGACGGGUGCGGGUCACCGUGCGCAAGUCCACCAGCUCGCGCUCCGAGGCCGCCUGCUCCCACUCCCACUCCCACUCCAUGUCCAUGCAGCAGCCGCGGGUCUCCAACCUCUCCGGGGUGGAAAUCUACUCGCUGCAGUCGUCGCGCAACCCCACGCCGCGCGGCUCCAGCUUCAACCACGCAGAGUUCUUCAACAUCGCCGGCGCCAAGGGAGCAGCAGCAGCAGACGAGGAGAAGGGCACCGCUGGCGGCCACUCGCCGCAGCCGCACGCGCAGGCGGCCAAGAGGAAGGACCUGCACAUGUUCGUCUGGAGCUCCAGCGCCUCGCCGGUCUCCGAGCGCGCCGGCGGCGGGGCCGUGCAUGUCUUCGGCGCCGACCAUGGCGACGCGCUUGCCAAAGGAACCCAGGCCUACGAUGAGUACGGCCGUGACGAUUUCAGCAGGACCAAGAACGGGAACGGCGCAGACAAGGGCGGCCCGACCCUGUCCAAGCUCGGGUCCAACUCGACCGCGCAGCUCUACCCCAAGGACGACGGCGAGGGGAGGCCGGCCGCCAUGCCGCCGGCGAGCGUGAUGACGAGGCUCAUCCUGAUCAUGGUCUGGAGGAAGCUGAUCAGGAACCCCAACACCUACUCAAGCCUCAUUGGUGUCAUAUGGUCCCUGGUCUCAUACAGGUGGGGGAUUGAAAUGCCUGCGAUAAUCGCCCGGUCAAUUUCGAUCCUGUCAGACGCAGGGCUUGGGAUGGCAAUGUUCAGUCUAGGCUUGUUCAUGGCACUGCAGCCACGGAUCAUUGCCUGUGGGAACAAACUCGCUGCCUUUGCGAUGGCCGUCCGGUUCCUCAUGGGUCCAGCGGUCAUGGCUGCUGCCUCCAUUGCUGUUGGGCUGCGCGGAGUUCUUCUGCACAUAGCCAUUGUUCAGGCUGCUCUACCUCAAGGAAUCGUGCCGUUUGUGUUUGCCAAGGAGUACAAUGUUCAUCCUGACAUAUUGAGCACAGCUGUGAUCUUCGGAAUGCUGAUUGCUCUACCCAUCACCCUGGUCUACUACAUCCUGCUGGGGCUCUGAGCUCUCUUACCCCACAAGUCUGCAAAAGCUUGAUGCUGUUGACCGUCUUGUUUAGGAUCCAUGACUGUUGAGCUGCCUUUUUGUUUGGGUAAUCCAUGCUAGGAUGGUAGGUCAGUAGUGGAUAAUCCCACCACUGAUAGUAAUAGCAUCUCUGGUGUCUAGUCUAGGUGGCUUCAUGGACAGAAAUUAUUCAAGAUUGAAGCAUUAGAAUUCUGAUGAGCAUUAGAAUUUGAAAGCAAGGAGGGUAUUUGUGAUGAUAAUCAAUCUAGUCUGUGAGACAUUGUCAUCGGUGGACUUCUUUGAUCAGAUCGAUUAGAAAUCUGGCAACAUUUUUCUUA